Salvia hispanica is the source of this 3327-nucleotide messenger RNA. Lineage: Eukaryota; Viridiplantae; Streptophyta; Magnoliopsida; Lamiales; Lamiaceae. The record is from RefSeq and is a predicted model, not a curated record.
CUGGCACCAUUCCACCACAGCUCGGACACCUCUCGUUCCUCGUCUCCCUCGACCUCACCUCCAAUCUUUUCAGUGGAGCCAUCCCUCAGGAGCUGUCUCUCCUUCAUCGCUUGAAGUUAAUGAUUCUCCGACUCAACAACUUCACCGGUUCCAUCCCAAAAUCCCUCUCCAACCUAACAAACCUGCAGGUUCUUGAGUUAAGUUUUAAUUCUUUGAGUGGAGAACUUCCAAAAGAGUUGGGGAGGCUUCAAAAUCUACAAGCUCUGUCGAUUCAAGCAAAUAAUUUAUUGGGUGAAAUACCAUCAAAGAUAUUCAACAUGUCGAAGCUGGGAAUAUUGGCCUUGACAAGCAACGAACUGAGUGGAAGUCUUCCGACAGACAUGUGUAGUAAUCUUCCAUUUCUUGCAGGGAUUUAUCUUUCUGAAAAUGAACUGAGUGGUGGGAUUCCGACAAAUAUAUCCCAGUGUUCACGACUUGGGGUGUUGGAUCUCUCUUCCAACUCUUUCAGUGGGCAGAUACCUCUGGAAAUCGGCUACUUAGCAUCUCUUCAGGGUUUACACCUAAGUCGUAAUCGUUUGAAUGGUACACUACCUCAUGAGAUUGGCAAUCUCCAAAACCUGGCUUAUUUUGGUGUUGGAUCAAAUCAGAUUUGGGGUUCAUUUCCUUUAAAUAUUUUCAUGAAUAUGUCUUCUUCACUGCAACACUUACAUAUAUGGCGCAAUAAAUUCACCGGAAGCCUUUCAAGGGAUGUCGGGAAUCUUACAAUGCUAACCACCUUCGACCUCUCCGAAAACUACUUCACAGGGAUUAUUCCUUCCGAAUUAGGCCAACUUCACCAAUUGAAAGACUUGCAAUCAUCCUUAAACAACUUGAUUGGUUCUAUUCCACCUGAGCUCUUUAACAUUUCAACACUUGAAAAUAUUUCAAUAGUUUUCAAUGAUCUGUCUGGAGUUCUUCCAACCAACUUAUGCCAUGCCUCUCCCAAUCUUAAAGAACUUUAUCUUGGCAGUAAUUCCAUCUCUGGACCAAUACCCAACUCUAUAUCUAACUGCUCUCAACUCACACUGAUCUCACUUUAUGAAAACAAACUCAGUGGUCAUAUACCUACCGUCAUCGGCAACUUGAGAUUUCUUCAACAACUCCACCUCUUCAGCAACAAUUUCACAGAUGAACCCUCCUCUUCACCACUGAGCUUCAUUACUUCAUUAUCAAACUGCAAGUCUUUAACUGGUCUAUCUAUUUCGGAUAAUCCUCUCUAUGGCGUUAUCCCACCUUCUAUAGGGAAUUUAUCUCUUUCCCUCCAGUACUUUUAUGCUUCGCACUGCCAAUUCAGUGGCAGCAUUCCGGCUGAAAUAGGCAAUUUGAGCAGCUUGGUGUUAUUGAGUUUGUUCCUCAAUAAAUUAUCUGGUAAUAUUCCCAUCUCUAUCAAACAUCUGCAUAAGCUUCAAGGCUUAAAUCUUCAAGCUAACAUGUUGCAAGGCCCCAUUCCAGAGGCUAUAUGUGAUUUAUACAAUCUCUAUUCUAUACUUCUUAGCCACAAUAAAUUUUCACAUCCAAUUCCUACAUGUUUGGGAAAUGUCUCUUCUUUAAGAGAGAUUUUUCUCAACUCCAACAUGUUGAAUGCAACCAUACCAUCAAGCUUAUGGGGAUUAAAAGAUGUGAUUGCUCUAGUGAUGUUCUCAAAUUCGUUGAGUGGGGUUUUGCCUCAAGAGAUAGGUAACUUAGGAGCAGCAGCCUAUAUAGACCUAUCAAUGAACAAGUUGUCAGGCUCUAUUCCCAUCACUAUUGGAGAAUUGCAAGAAUUGGGAGUUCUGUCUUUGGCCAAUAACAAACUGGAAGGUUCUAUUCCAGUUUCAAUUGGUCACAUGAUAAACUUGGCAGAUCUUGACUUGUCACAAAACAAUCUCUCCGGUUCGAUUCCAAAGUCUUUGGAAGCACUGCGACACCUCGAGUAUUUUAAUGUCUCUUUCAAUACCUUGAGUGGAGAAAUUCCUAGUGGUGGUUCUUUCAGAAACUUCACUAUGGAUUCUUUUGAGGGCAAUGCAGCAUUGUGUGGACAUCCGAGGUUCCAUGUCCGAAUUUGUCCUGCAGCUUCUACUACUCACAAAUCAAAGUGGAAGAGGGUGAAACCAGCUACAUUUAUUGCUUUUGGAGUUGCGGCUUUCAUUUCAAUUGUUUCUUUGGCUCUGAUAAUAUUUGUCAGAUACAAAAGGAAAGAUGAGACUAGUGAAGAAGUUGAUGUGGGCAUACCCAUUAUGUCGGAAAGAAUCUCUUACUAUGAACUGCUGCAAGCAACUGAUCAGUUCAGUGAAAGGAACUUGCUUGGCACCGGGAGUUCUUGCUCCGUCUACAAAGGGAUUCUUAACAGUGGGAAGGUUGUCGCUGUGAAGGUGUUCAAUAUGCAAUUGGAAGGCAUUUCAACCAAAUUCAGCGUUGAAUGUGAGAUACUUGGUGGCAUUCGACACAGGUGUCUGACCAGCGUCAUAAGUUGUUGUUCCAACGACGAGUUCAAAGCCAUAGUACUUGAAUAUAUGCCUAAUGGUAGCCUUGAGAAAUGGUUACAUUCCGACAAUCAUUGCUUGAACUUCACAGAAAGAUUGAAUAUAAUGAUCGAUGUUGCAUCUGCUUUGGAGUAUCUUCACCAUGGCUAUUCGACGCCUAUCGUUCACAGCGACUUGAAGCCUAGUAACGUGCUUUUAGAUGAAGACAUGGUCGCCCACGUGAGCGACUUUGGGAUAGCAAAGCUGCUAGGCAAUGAAGACAGUAUGGUGCUAACCGAAACUCUAGCAACAUUAGGUUACAUUGCUCCAGAGUACGGUUUAGAAGGGCUCGUUUCGACAAGGUGUGACGUGUAUAGCUACGGUGUUAUGUUGAUCGAAACUUUUACUAAAAAGAGGCCUAGUGAUGAUAUGUUUGGAGGUGAUUUGAGCUUCAAGAGAUGGAUAGAACUCUCACUUCCAUUCACUCUUGAUGAAGUGAUAGAUGUCAAUUUAUUGAAGGAUUUUCAAGGAGAAAUUUACAAGAUUGUGCAAUGUGUAUCAGCCAUAUUUGAAUUGGCUUUGAAAUGCUGUGUAGAAUCUGCUGGGGAUAGAAUCAACAUGAGAGAAGCACACACAGAAUUGCAGAAAAUCAAACGUCGAUUUUUAUUGUGAGAGCAAAGUAAUUUCAUUAACUUUUUUCCAUCAACUUUUCUUAACAUUUUCUAAAACUCGUGCUGCCAAGAAAUGAGACUCCUAAUGGCGGACGAAGGGAGUAUUUUAUUUCUGUGUUUCCAGUUAUGUAAAUUUCUAAUUCAAAUUAUAUAUGCUUUUAGUUCUUUUAGUGAAA